Messenger RNA from Jatropha curcas, 1542 nucleotides. Its product is annotated as BSD domain-containing protein. Gene Ontology annotation, cellular component: cytoplasm. NCBI's taxonomy places the organism in Eukaryota, Viridiplantae, Streptophyta, Magnoliopsida, Malpighiales, Euphorbiaceae. The record is from RefSeq and is a predicted model, not a curated record.
ACAAAAGUAUAUUCCUUUAUUGAACUCUCUUAUAUUCUCUCCACCCAAAACCCAGAAUAUAAAAUCGGUCCUCUUUUCCCCGAAAUCCAAUUCCCUUUCAUUUCCUCAAAUGAAUUUCUUCAAAUCCGUGUUCUCAGAGGAAACCACUCCUCCCGAUUCUCCUACAUCCCCAACCGAUACCCCAACCUCCGACCCCCAAACCCUAAACACUCAACCUACCGGUACUCCAGCAUGGUCCUUCGGCGGCUUGAUCAAGACCUUAGCUACUAAAUCCGAAUCUAUGAUCGAAACCUAUCGCAAGGAUUUCGAGGAGUUUGGAUCCGGACUUAAAAAGGAGACAGCAGUUAUUAGGGAAGUGGCCUCCCGUGCCGUCAAGGACCUUCCAGCUUCACUCGACGUUGGUGCUUCCGUCGCGCAGGAAUCGCUGGAGACUGUCGGCCAAGCAAUUGAUGACAUCGGAGCCACCGUCUGGAAAUCCACUUCACAGAUAAUCACUCACGGUAGGGACUCAAUCGUCGCUUCGGAUCACGAUGACUCGGAUUCUUCUGAUAAACAAUAUAGCGACAGUAAACAGCAGUCUUUGAAUUUAAAACGGUACAGUCGUUUUGAUAUGCAAGUGCGUUCAAUACAGUGUGAUUUAAAUACUUACUGCAUUGAACCGGAGGAUAAAGUAGAGUAUGAGAAUUGGAGGUUAGGAUCUUUUUCUAUGGAAGAUAAAAAAGAGGAGAUAGAGAAUUUAUUUAGCGAAAAUAGGACGAUUAAGGAAAUUUAUAAUGACGUGGUGCCUAGUAGAGUAGAUAAUGAAGGUUUUUGGAGUAGAUAUUUCUAUAAAAUGCACAAGUUGAAGCAAGCAGAGGAAACAAGAGCCUUACUUGUUCAGAAAGCAAUUUCUGGUGUAGAGGAGGACUUGAGCUGGGACUUUGAUGAUGAAGAUAAAGAAGACGACAAGCGCAAUGAGCCUGUAUCAGAAGGCCAAUCUAGUGGAAAUUUAAAGAAAGAGAACGAUUUCAGUGAAAGAUCUGAACUUGAGAAUACCAACGCCAGUGAGAGGAACAAAAUGGAGGGGAAUGUAGUGGCAAUGGAUAUGAAAGGCGAUAAUGGCGAUUCUUGUAAAGAUAGUGAUAUAUCAGUAGUUUCAAGUCAAUCGUUACUGCCAGAGGAGGAUGACCUUGGAUGGGAUGAAAUUGAAGAUAUUGGAAUAAAUGAUGAAAGCAGAGGGAAAACCACGGGGAGCAACGCAAGUACCAGUAGACUUGAUUUGCGUAAGCGGUUGAGUGUUGCAGAGGAGGAGGACCUGAGUUGGGAUAUUGAGGACGAAGAUGAUGAGCCUGGUAAACCAUGAUUCCUACUCCAUAGUUGAUGAUUAGUUCAUAUGCAAGAUAAGUGAUUUAUUCUUUGUGGUUGUGUAAUUAUCUCUCCUUCCUUCAACUGAUUGGAUUCAUACGUUAGUAUUUAAGUUUUACGAGUUCCCAAGUACAUGUCAAUACGAAUUGGUUUUACUUUUUUAAAAAUUAAGCUCCAAAUUUAAAAUGUUGAUCAUAA